Camellia sinensis is the source of this 1282-nucleotide messenger RNA. Its product is annotated as inositol oxygenase 2. The record is from RefSeq and is a predicted model, not a curated record. Lineage: Eukaryota; Viridiplantae; Streptophyta; Magnoliopsida; Ericales; Theaceae. Gene Ontology annotation, biological process: inositol catabolic process. Gene Ontology annotation, cellular component: cytoplasm. Gene Ontology annotation, molecular function: iron ion binding; inositol oxygenase activity.
UACCCUCUCAUUUCUCCCGAACAGUUCAUUCCAUACACACCAUUCAAAACAGCUCUUUUGCUUCUGUUUUCUUUGCUUUGUGCUUUCAAUUCUUUUCAACUUUGUUGGCAACAUGACUAUCCUCAUUGAGCAGCCUGAUAUGGGUUCACAAGGGGAGGAUAAGAGGGUUCUUUUUGAUAACAAUGACUUGGUUUUGCAUGAAGGAUUUCCACUUCCAAAAUCUGUGCAAGAUAAUGGGUUUGAUGCCCCAGAGAUCAAUUCAUUUGGCCACUCAUUUAGGGACUAUGAUGCAAAGAGUGAAAGACAACAAACUGUUGAGGAAUUCUAUCGAGUGAACCGCAUUAACCAAACAUAUGAUUUUGUGAAGAGGAUGAGGGAGGAUUAUGGAAAGCUGGAUAAAGUGGAGAUGAGCAUCUGGGAAUGCUGUGAACUUCUCAAUGAUGUCGUGGAUGAUAGCGAUCCGGACUUGGAUGAGCCUCAAAUCGAGCACUUAUUGCAGACAGCCGAGGCAAUUAGGAAGGACUAUCCUGACGAAGAUUGGUUGCACUUGACUGGACUUAUUCAUGAUCUUGGAAAAGUUCUUCUUCAUCCUAGCUUUGGGGGCCUUCCUCAAUGGGCUGUUGUUGGUGACACCUUCCCUCUUGGGUGUGCUUUUGACGAAUCGAUUGUUCAUCACAAGUACUUCGAGUACAAUUCGGAUUCAAAAAACUUUACUUACAGUACCAAGAAUGGAAUUUACUCAGAAGGUUGUGGACUAGAUAAUGUAAUGAUAUCGUGGGGGCAUGACGAUUACAUGUAUUUGGUGGCUAAGGAAAAUGGAACGACUUUGCCUCCAGCUGCAUUGUUCAUCAUCCGAUACCACUCUUUUUAUCCAUUACAUAAGUCAGGAGCGUACAAACAUUUGAUGAAUGAGGAUGAUGUUGAGAAUUUGAAGUGGCUAAAAAUUUUCAACAAAUAUGACCUUUAUAGUAAGAGCAAAGUUCGCAUUGAUGUCGAGAAGGUCAAGCCAUACUAUCUUUCCCUUAUUGAGAAGUAUUUCCCAGCCAAGCUGAGAUGGUGAAUAUUCCAAAUUGAAGACAUUGAUUUGAGAAAUUACAGAUUUUAUUUUAUUUUUCUUUUUGUGCUUGAUUCAUGCACUCGUAUAAAACACAACAGAGAUUUGUGGGUUCUUUGUAAAAUCUCUGAUUUGUUCUAGAAGUGUCUAUCGAUAAAAAAUUUAAAAUUUAAAUGCAUUUGGCGGGAUGUAAUGUCAUUCCUUUGGCAUUUUUUUCCUUUUAAUUUC